Molecule: messenger RNA, 3131 nt
Organism: Penicilliopsis zonata CBS 506.65
Lineage: Eukaryota; Fungi; Ascomycota; Eurotiomycetes; Eurotiales; Aspergillaceae
Exons: 4
Coding region: 1-3108 (1035 amino acids)
Source: RefSeq, a predicted model, not a curated record
AUGGAAGACCUCCUCCCCCACACGUUCGACUACUACGCCCGCGUGCAGCCUGACGCCAUCUUCGCUGAAUAUCCCCGAUCCACGACCAGUUUCGCGGAUGGCUUCCGCCCAGUCUCGUACCGGGCCAUUGCCAACGCGAUCAACGGCGUGGCCAACUACCUACUUGCUAAUCUAGGCCGUGGAGACAAUGAGAUUCUAGCCUACAUUGGGCCUAAUGAUGUGCGAUAUCCGGCUCUGGCAGUGGGAGCGUUGAAAGCAGGAUACGUAAUGUUCUUCAGCUCCCCCCGGAACAGCCUCAUCGCCCACCAGAAGCUGUUUGAGAAGCUGAAAUGCACCAAAAUCCUCAUUCCAACCCCUCGCCCACCUCAAGUGUCGGCCAUCCUGUCUAGCAUCUCCCUGGAUAUCAUUGAGAUACCAAGCGUGGACCACCUGCUGGACACGCCGCAUCCUCAUGUCGAAUAUCUCAAGACGUAUUCAGAGCACCGAGCGGACCCGAUGCUAGCACUGCAUACUUCCGGUUCGACCGGGAUUCCAAAGCCGAUUGUCUGGACAUUUGAACUUGCCAUCCGACACAUGAAUAUGGUGGCUAUGGAAGUCCCGGACGGCUACGAGACGAUCCAGUCCCUUUGGACUGGAAAACGCACAUUUCUCGCCCUGCCGCCAUUCCAUGCCGCUGGAAUCGCGAUACUCCUGUUUGUCGGUCCUCCGGCUGGAUCGACCUUGGUCUGUCCCCCGUCGGCCGGUUUGCCAACAGCAGUCGGGAUGGUCGACGCCCUGCAGCAGACCGGCUUCUCUGCGGCGAUAUUGCCACCCACGACUGUAAAUGAACUGGCGCAGAACGGAGACCUGCUGGAGAAAGCCAGAUUGAAAAUGGAGACCGUCAUAUAUGUAGGCGGGGAUCUCCCCCAGGCUCUCGGUGACCGGGUUGCUGCGUCGAAUAUCCGGCUCGCAUGCCAGUACGGGGCCACGGAACAGGGCCUGCUGAAUCUGGUGUAUGCCCUGGAAGGUCGUGACAAGCGCACAGAGUGGCGAUACGUGCAGUUCAACCCCAAUCAGGGCGUUGAAAUGCAGCCCAUCACCGACACGGAAUACGAGCUUGUCAUGGUCCGGACACCAGAGCGAGAAAGAUACCAACUCCCGUUCACGAUCUUCCCUGACAGACAGGAAUAUCACACCUCGGACCUGUUCGUCCGGCAUCCCGACCCAUCCCAGCCGGAUCUGUGGCGGUGGACGGCCCGCCUCGACGACGUGAUUGUGUUUCUGACGGGGGAAAAGGUCAAUCCAUUGACAACAGAGCUCAACCUGGUGGCCUGGGAAGACUCAGUGGCAGCGGUGCUGGUCGUGGGCACGCAACGGUUCCAGGCAGCGCUGCUUGUAGAGCUGGUCAACCCGCCGGCAAAGGACGACCAGGCGGCUCACGACGCUGCCAUCGAAGCCAUCUGGCCGAGUGUUGUCAAGACGAACAGAGAAACACCGGCGUAUGCACGCAUCGCCAGAACGCAUAUCCUCUUCACGACGGCAGAGAAGCCGAUGCUCCGGACUGCAAAGGGGACGAUCCAGCGGGCGAACACGCUGGCGGAUUACGCGCCGGAGAUCGAUGAGUUAUACGCCGCUGCAGACAAAGUUAUAGCUUCAGCUGGGCAUUCCGGAGCUGUCGGAGAGGAAGUCAUUGCAAAGACUGUCGCGACAGUCACCGGCUGGGAUGUCGACAUGGUCCGAGGCACCGACAACUUCUUCCUGGCCGGCCUCGACUCGCUGCAGGCCAUCACGGCUGUACGCAGCCUCCGCCAGGCCUUGAACAGGCCUCAGCUGUCCACCGAGAUGAUCUAUCGGGAUCCGUCGGUGGCAGGACUUGUGCGUGCAUUAAUCACAGAAAAGACAUCGGCUGAGGAGUCGCCCAGCACAAUCCUCUCCCAACUCGAAGAACGCAAUGCCCUGCUCGAAGAACUGCUGGACGGCAUCCAGCAGCCAAAACAUACUGUGCUCUUGACCGGGUCUACCGGCCAGCUGGGCACAUAUCUCCUCGACGUGCUCGUUCGCGAUCCCCGUGUAUCCAAGGUGCACUGUCUCAACCGGCGGGCAAACAGCGGCAGCAUCCAGCAGCAGCAGAGUCGGAAAUACCAUCUCGACACACCGUUCGAUAAGGUCAGCUUCUGGCAUAUUGAUCUGACGCAGAAAGACACGUUUGGGCUUGCGCCGGAGAUCUUCCACCGACUCCAGCAGACCGCAACGGUGGUGAUCCACAACGCAUGGCCCGUCAACUUCAACCUUUCGCUGUCGUCGUUCCGUCCCUCGUUGGAGGGAGUAGUCCAUCUGGCUGAGUUCUGUGCCGGUGCGCCUCACCCAGCGCAUCUUGUGUUCCUCUCGUCAAUAAGUUCCGUGAUGGGGUAUCGCUCCGAGAAUGGCAUCACGCCGGAAAGAAUCAUCACGACCACCACGCCCGCGCCGAACGGGUACGCAAAUAGCAAAUAUCUCUCGGAACAUCUUGUGCAGCGCGUUGCCGAGCGGAAGAGGGUUCCAGCCUCCAUCGUACGCAUCGGCCAGGUCGCCGGUGCUGUGCGGAACCCUGGUCUCUGGAAUCCCACCGAGUGGCUGCCUGGGAUCGUGCUGAGCUCGCUGCAUCUCGGCGCUGUGCCGGAGUCAAUAGGAUCAGAACUCGACCGGGUUGAAUGGGUGCCUGUCGAUCUGUUGGCCGAGGCGAUAGCAGACUGGGCGCUGUCGCCGCCCUCAUCUCCCACUGUCGAUGUCUGGCAUGCGAUCAACCUCCAUCCGAAGGAGUGGGCAGAGAUCCGGGCAGUCAUCGCCGAGUCGUUGUCCGUUGCCUCUGGCAGGCCGGUAGACACGGUUUCGUUGGCAGAAUGGGUGCGGAGGGUCCGCCAGGAUCUGGAUGAGAGUCUCGACCUACAGCAGGCCUUGAGCAAGAACCCGGCAGGCAAAUUGUUGGCCUUUUUGGAUGAUAUUGCAGCAGACCCGGAGCGGCCAGCGAAUGCCCUCGACACGGCGCGGACGGCAGCAGACAGUGAGAAGCUGCGGGCGAUAGACGGAGUCAAGAAGGAGUGGAUUCAGAAGUGGGUGAAGGAGUGGCUGCUCAAUAAGACAUUACUAUGAAUAGAGAGUGGUCGAAGUAUCAG